AUGUCUCGUUUCCUUGCCCGAUCAGGUGAUCGCUGCCUCCCCUUCUUCAGGGCGCUGAAGAACCCGAAGAAUUUUCGAUGGACGACCAAAUGCGAGGAAGCCUUCAAACAGAUGAAGCAACACUUGGCCAGCCUCCCCCGCCUUGCCUCAGUCUCUCCUGGGGAGAGGCUAGGCCUCUACCUGGCUGCCUCCCAGCACGCAGUCAGUUCCGUCCUGGUCAAAGAAAACUCUGGCGAACAACUUCCGGUCUACUAUGUCAACCACGUCCUGAGCGGGCCCGAGGAGCGAUACCCACCGAUUGAAAAAUUGUCACUCACGCUCGUCCUGUCCGUCCGGAAACUACGCCCUUACUUCCAAGCUCACCCAGUGGAGGUCAUCACUGACCAACCACUUCGGCAGAUCUUGUUAAAUUUGAUGUUGCAAGACGCCUUCUCAAGUGGGCGGUGGAGCUCGGCGAGCAUGACAUCCAAUACAUCGCAGACGGGGAUCUCGAGCAACCUCUCGAAGCAUGGGUCCUACACGUGGACGGAUCAGCCAACUCAAAGGGCGCCGGUGCAGGGACUCAGGUUGGCCCUCGAAAUGCAAGUGGCUGCCAUACACGUCCUCACCGACUCGCAACUGGUAGCCGAGCAACUCAGCGGCGGAUACGAGGCUCGGGACCCAACCAUGGCAAAGUACCUAGCACAGGUAAGGAACUUGACCACCAAAUUCCCUCAUUUUACAUUAUCUAAUGUUCCGAGGGAAGAGAACGAGCGAGCCGAAGCGCUAGCCAAGCUGGCAUCAAGGCCAGCCCCCGAAGCCCGGCCCGAGGUCGAGGAGCUCCCUGCCCGUGCCAUCGAAAUCGCAGUUGCGGCCUCAGGAAGCGCGCCGACCACAUGGGUACAGGAGCUGCUACGCUUUAAGCGGGACGGGAUCCUUCCUCCCGACGAGGUUGCGGUUCGGCGCCUGCGUCGUACGCAUGCGUGGUACUCCGAGUGGGGUUUGGACCUACUCGGACCCUUCCCGCCAGCCUCGGGACAGCGGAAGUACAUCAUCGUGGGGGUGGAUUAUUUCACAAAGUGGGUUGAGGUCGAGCCGUUGGCGACAAUCAUGGAGCAUCAAAUUGAAAGAUUCGUGUGGAGGAACCUAGUAACUUGGUUCGGUUUGCCCAAAACCAUCAUUACAGAUAACGGGCCUCAGUUCGCAGGUAGAAGGUUCCGGGAGUUCUGUACCAGCCACGGCAUCCAGCUAAGGUUUAGCUCGGUGGCUUACCCUUAG
This is a messenger RNA of Musa acuminata AAA Group (dessert banana), 1257 nucleotides long. RefSeq lists its product as uncharacterized. Gene Ontology annotation, biological process: DNA integration. Lineage: Eukaryota; Viridiplantae; Streptophyta; Magnoliopsida; Zingiberales; Musaceae. The transcript is spliced from 3 exons. The record is from RefSeq and is a predicted model, not a curated record. Gene Ontology annotation, molecular function: RNA-DNA hybrid ribonuclease activity; nucleic acid binding. The coding region runs from base 1 to 1257 and encodes 418 amino acids.